This is a messenger RNA of Nothoprocta perdicaria, 1773 nucleotides long. RefSeq names its product hormonally up-regulated neu tumor-associated kinase-like. The record is from RefSeq and is a predicted model, not a curated record. The coding region runs from base 31 to 1773 and encodes 580 amino acids. NCBI's taxonomy places the organism in Eukaryota, Metazoa, Chordata, Aves, Tinamiformes, Tinamidae. Gene Ontology annotation, molecular function: ATP binding; protein serine/threonine kinase activity. The transcript has 10 exons. Gene Ontology annotation, biological process: protein phosphorylation; intracellular signal transduction. Gene Ontology annotation, cellular component: cytoplasm.
AAACAAGUUGGGACUUACCUAGUUGGCAAAAUGAUCAACAAGGGCUCCUUUGCCAAGGUGAUGGAGGGGCUGCACGUUCCCACAGGGGAGAAGGUAGCCAUAAAAGUCAUUGACAAGAAAAAAGCCAAGCAGGAUUCCUACAUUUUAAAAAAUAUGAAGCGGGAGCCACGGAUACAUCAGAUGAUUAAGCACCCUAAUGUUGUUCAGCUAUAUGAGACCUUGGAGACUGACAACUCCUAUUACAUGGUGAUGGAACUGUGCCUUGGCGGAGACCUCAUGGACAGAAUCUGUGACAGAAACAGGCUGGCAGAAAGGGAAGUGAGGAGGUACACCAGGCAAAUUCUGUCUGCUGUGGAGUAUCUCCAUUGCCACGGGAUUGUUCACAGGGACCUAAAAAUCGAAAAUUUUCUUCUUGAUGAGAACAACAACAUCAAAAUUGUUGAUUUUGGACUAAGCAAUACUGCAAAGUUUGCGGGUCUCUCUCAGGAACUGUUAAACACACAGUGUGGAAGCCCAGCCUAUGCUGCCCCUGAGCUCCUUGCUCACAGAAAAUACGGCCCAAAGGUGGAUGUCUGGUCCAUAGGUGUUAGCAUGUUUGCUAUGCUAACUGGCACAUUACCUUUCAUAGUGGAACCUUUUAAUAUCAAGCAACUACAUCAAAAGAUGGUAAUUGGAGAAAUCAGCCCUAUUCCAUCAGAUAUCUCCCCUGGAGCUGUAAACUUCAUGCAGUCCUUACUUGAGCCUGAUCCUGCUAAGAGACCUGAAGUGAAAGAAGCAAUGAAAGACACAUGGUUGAACGAAGGCUUCUCCAGGAAGCCACCCUACACUGCUACCUAUAAGAACAGACUUUGCCCCAAUGAAUUAAAUCCCGUUGUUUUAAACUACAUGACAGAAAUAAUGGAGUUCAGUCUUUCCGAAGUUAUCAGAAUUUUAAUAAAUAACAGACCAUCUUCUGUCAUGGCAUCUUACUGCUUAUUGCUGAAGAAACUGCUCAGGUACCACAGAGAACACAGAACAGCCCAGAGGGAAAACAAACUGGAAAAACACAAUGACAAUCCUGAUAAACACCUGAGUAAGGAGUCAGAAAAUCAGAUUUCCCAGAAGGCUGAAAUGAACAACCUGGGAAACCUCAGGAAUUGUGACAAUAAAGCAUUUCCUUCUGUACUAACCCUGGCAAUGCCAGAUGCUAUUCAAGAAGAUGAAAUUGCAAUUACUUUGGAAAAUGAAGAAAACUUGCCGGAAGUUUCCAAGUUUGCAGAUAGAGAGUUGGUUUACCUUGGACCUCCUAAGUCAUCAAGCAAAUGUGUGCCAAGUGAAACCAUUUAUCAGCCCCUUACGCAGUUUCAGGAGAAUGUGAAUGAUUUUGAGGACUUGACUGAGGUCAGAAAAUUAUGUCUUUGGCAGAAAUCACCACCUAUUCUAGCAAACAACCAAGGUCUCUCUUCAAAUCUCCAUGCUAAAUGUUCUGGAAUAGCAUGUACAAGCAAAGUGCCUCCCCAGUCCCUAAUGGAAAAUAGAAUUAUUGCCAGGAGUCCUUUGCCUCAUCACAACAUGAGAUUUAAAGACCUUCUGGAAGCAAUGGAUGACAACAUGUCAGUUCCAGCAUGGUGGCACUCUGGUCAAGAAGACACCAACUUGGUAGUGAUUGACUCUUCACAGCACUCCACUUUGCCCAGGUUACGACCAGCUGCCCCAAAAGAAACCAUUACUAGCAGGAUUUCCAGGCUGGGAACAUCGCAGCAACAUACAACUUAUGGAAACCAUGCAGCCUAA